Molecule: messenger RNA, 1122 nt
Organism: Bombus huntii
Lineage: Eukaryota; Metazoa; Arthropoda; Insecta; Hymenoptera; Apidae
Product: serine/threonine-protein kinase RIO3-like
Exons: 5
Coding region: 288-932 (214 amino acids)
Source: RefSeq, a predicted model, not a curated record
AUCGAAAUUAUUUUAUGGUACGAUUUGUCAAACAAGUAUUGCAAACUAUUGAGAAAGACUCUUCUACGAAAUGGCUAUCUCCACGUAUGAAUCACAGCGGAAUCAAACAAUUACAAAAUUUAGUUAAAUAACGAAGUUUGAUAUAUUUUUUCUUUUGUAUUAGUCCAAUUUUUCAUAUUAGAUAACUUAACCAUUGUUUACGUUAUAUCAGUAAAAACAUAGAGUAAAAUUAUAUCCGUGAUACAUUUAUUUUUCAAGAUUUGUAAUUUAAUUUAUUAUUUAUAAGAAUGUCAACUCCAUGGGCGAAAAUUCAGCCAGUAGAAGGCCCUGUCAAUUUAUUAGAGAUUACUUCGGAACAACUUGCAAAGAGCUUGCAAGAAAAAGAAUUGAAAAAGAGUCGCAUUCAGACAGUAGAUAAUGUAAACAUUGAGAAUUAUACAAUAUGUGAAACAAAUGAUACAGAAAAUGAUGAAGUGAUUGCACAUAUGUUGCAAGAUCAAUUUAACAAAGAAUAUAAUCUAAUGUUAAAACAUACAGAGAAAAAGUUAAAUCGCGAUUCUAAAGUUAAUAUAACUUAUACGAACUAUCGAACUUCUCUAUGUGAGGACCAGGAUGAGCAAGACACAGACAGUGAAGAUACAACUAAAGAUUUUGAUAGAUUUGUGAGCAUAGAAAAAGAAUAUGCUUCUAUACCACGUUGUGGGUAUAGAAAAAUGGGUGGUGAAGGAUCCCAAAUUGUAACAAAACAUGAUAUGUUAAUGACAUCAAGAAUAAAUGCCUGCAGAGUUUUACAAUUCCCACCAGGUAUUCAUACAGGGGACACAGGAGGAUUUGAUGUCAAAUUAAACAAUAAAGUGUUCAAUAGUUUAAGAGCUCAUAGUAAUGCUCAGAGUUCAAGACAGAAAGCAAAAGCACGACCACAUACAAAAUAAACUAACUAUAUAUCUUGCUUUCUCUCAUUAUGUGCAAACGCGUACUGCUUAAUUGUAUCAGAAAUGGAUUGGUCUUAGAAACAUUUAAAACAUAAUUAUUUUUGACAUUAAACACUUUAUUAAAUGUUGUAAUGAUAUCAAUAUUACUAUAUUGUAAUACAAAUAAAUGAACUUAUUAAUUGCUAAUUAA